AUGGCAGUUGUACAUGAUUUAGCUGAAUACAUAACACCAUUUCAAGGCAUAAGUAAAUCAGAAAAAAAUCGUAGAGAAUCGGAGGCAAUGAAACAUCUGUGCAAAGAAUUACUUAAUGACUCUCAACAAUCUAAAGAAAUAUUUGAUUUAUGGCAAGAAUAUGAAGAUGGAAUUAGCAAUGAAGCAAAAUUUGUUAAAGAUUUGGAUAAAUUUGAAUUGAUACUCCAAGCAUUUGAAUAUGAACAAUCUCAAAAUAAAGAUUUAGAAGAGUUUUUUGAGUCAACAAAAGGAAAAUUUAAUCAUUCGCUUGUAAAAUCAUGGGUUGGAGAAUUAUAUCGCAAGCGUAUGGAUGUAGUUAAAAAAGAAGAAAUAGAAGAUGAUAUUGAUGACAAGGAGGAUGUUUGGAUUGUGCAGCAAUCAUCGCAUAAAUGGAUUUAG
Entrophospora sp. SA101 is the source of this 438-nucleotide messenger RNA. Lineage: Eukaryota; Fungi; Glomeromycota; Glomeromycetes; Entrophosporales; Entrophosporaceae. The record is from the annotation of a GenBank genome assembly.